AUGUUUAAUGGAUAAGAAUUGGACCCAGAGAGUUAAAACAGUGAGACACAAGAGAGAGAGACUUGUGUGACACCUCACCCAUGGCUGCGAAAACACCUGUUUAGGAUCCUUUUCUUUAUAUAAUAGCCCACAAAACGAUCAAAACUUUUUUUUUCAUACAUCUCACUUGCAAACUUUUUCUUCUUCUUCUCCUGUCUUGUCUUGAAAAGAAAAGUAAAAUAAAAAUGGCGACUUUGGAGGAAAGCUCUGAUAUGGAUGUUAUACUACAGAAACAUCUGUUUGACGACUUGAUGAUCCCUGAUGAUUUUAUUGAAGAUUUUGUCUUUGAUGAUACUGUUUUUGUCUCAGGACUCUGGUCUCUAGAGCCCUUUAACCAACCAGUUCCUAAACUGGAACCUAGUUCCCCUGUUCUUGAUCCAGAUUCCUAUGUCCAAGAGUUUCUGCAAGUGGAAGCAGAAUCAUCAUCAUCAUCAUCAUCAUCAUCAAUAACGUCACCUGAGGUUGAGACUGUCUCGAACUGGGAAAAAACAAAGAGGUUUGAAGAGACGACGAGACAUUACAGAGGUGUGCGAAGGAGGCCAUGGGGGAAAUUUGCAGCAGAGAUUCGAGAUCCGGCCAAGAAAGGAUCCAGGAUUUGGUUGGGCACUUUUGAGAGUGAUAUUGAUGCUGCAAGGGCUUAUGACUAUGCAGCUUUUAAGCUCAGGGGACGAAAAGCUGUGCUCAACUUUCCUUUGGAUGCUGGAAAGUAUGAUGCUCCGGUCAAUUCAUGCCGGAAGAGGAGGAGAAGCGAUGUACCACAGCCUCGAGGAACAAGAACGAGUACUUCAUCAUCGUCAUCAAACUAAUGGGAGUAGUGAUGUUUUAUUAGUAUAUAUAUAUAGGUUAAUAUCGUAAGUAUGUGAAGCAUCUUGUAUAGAGCCAAGAAAAUAUUAGAUUAGUGUACUGAAUAAAAAAACAACUCUUGCAAAUUAUGUACUAAAGAGUUCCUGUAACAAUGGAACCUUGUCUGUUUUCUCAUGUCUUAAAUAGCUUAAGGUUCUAGAAGCAAAGUUCUUGUUCCAAA
Molecule: messenger RNA, 1063 nt
Organism: Camelina sativa (false flax)
Lineage: Eukaryota; Viridiplantae; Streptophyta; Magnoliopsida; Brassicales; Brassicaceae
Source: RefSeq, a predicted model, not a curated record